AUGAAUAACGAUUUGGCGGGAUGGUACAAUUCAAUUCCCCCAAUUUCCAGAUACUGGUUCACAGCGGCAAUCGUGGGCCCCCUCGCACUGCGUCUGGGCGUCGUCUCCGGGGAGACUGUAAUUCUCAAUACUGAUCUCUUCUGGGGCAGCUUCCACAUUUGGAGACCCUUCACUGCUCUCUUUGUCUAUGGUCUGGGUUUUCCUUACCUGACGAAGCUGUACUUCCUCUACAAUUACUCCACCAGAUUGGAAAAGGAUCAUUUUGCUGGAAAGCCAGCGGACAUGGCUUACAUGAUGCUCGUCAUUUUUCUUACUACAAUUGGAAUCGGAAUGAUCAUGAAAAUGCCCGUCCUUUUCAUCCCUCCAAUAAUCGCCUGUAUUUACGUCUGGUGCAACCUUUACAAAGAUGUGAUUGUAUCAUUCUUCUUUGGCCUCAAAUUCAAAGCCAUUUAUUUGCCCUGGAUUUUGAUGGUGUUCGGAUUGAUCGUCGCGAAUGAUGGAUUUAACGAGCUCUUGGGCAUUUUUAUUGGACACGUGUACUACUUUUUGAAGUACAGGUAUCCAACCGAGUUUGGCGGACCGAAUCUUCUCGAAACUCCACAGUGGCUUUUGAACAUCUUCCCCGAAGAACGCGCUUCCGGUGGCUUCGGAACCGCUCCACCUCGCCGAGCACAGACGGAAAACCAACCACGUGGUCGAUGGUUCACCGGCGCUGGAAACCGCCUUGGUGACUAA
Molecule: messenger RNA, 735 nt
Organism: Oikopleura dioica
Lineage: Eukaryota; Metazoa; Chordata; Appendicularia; Copelata; Oikopleuridae
Source: the annotation of a GenBank genome assembly